Racocetra fulgida is the source of this 179-nucleotide messenger RNA. The record is from the annotation of a GenBank genome assembly. NCBI's taxonomy places the organism in Eukaryota, Fungi, Glomeromycota, Glomeromycetes, Diversisporales, Gigasporaceae.
GAUAUCCUAAUGAAGCUGGUGAAGUUGAAGCUGGAGUUGAUUAUAUUGCAAUGUUUAUUGGCGAAUAUUUAGACAAAUAUGUAAGAUAUAUUCAAUAUAUAGAUUUAGAUAGAUCUAAUAUUGAAAUUUAUCAAAAUAUUGUGUCAAAAUAUUAUUUUAUUAAUGAAACUCCAAAAGAA